AUGGCAGCCCUUGUGACCGAUUUUGGUAUAUCCCGUUUAGUUGGUACUCCAAACUCCAUAGAUUCAAUUAGCACAGCAACAUUUGCACUGAAAGGAUCAAUUGGAUAUCUUGCUCCAGAGUAUGGAUUGGGUGGGGAUGUUUCUAUUAAGGGAGAUGUUUAUAGUUACGGAAUUCUGAUAUUAGAGAUGGUCACAAGGAAAAGGCCAAGCGAUGACAUGUUUGUGGGAGACAUGAACCUGCGAAAGUGGGUGAGCUCAGCUUUUCCAAACAGACUGGCCGAAAUUGUUGAUUGGGAGCUAUUCAGAGAUGUGAAUGAAAGCAUGGAUGACAAUAGAUGUCUCCUUUCUUUCAUUCAUGUUGGUUUGCUUUGUAGUAGUGAAUCACCGAGAGAACGACCUUCAAUGAGAGAUGUAGCCAACAGCUUGGAGAGCCUGAAGACAUCUUUGAUGGGAAGUGCAUCUACUUCCAAUUUAAAAUGUACCAUAUCAGAACUCCUGGUCAAUACCAAUCUCACAGGAACCGAGGAAUGUGACAGUCAAAGUUCUACAUUUUAG
Cryptomeria japonica (Japanese cedar) is the source of this 555-nucleotide messenger RNA. Its product is annotated as receptor kinase-like protein Xa21. Gene Ontology annotation, biological process: protein phosphorylation. Gene Ontology annotation, molecular function: protein kinase activity; ATP binding. The transcript has 2 exons. The record is from RefSeq and is a predicted model, not a curated record. Bases 1 to 555 code for a protein of 184 amino acids. NCBI's taxonomy places the organism in Eukaryota, Viridiplantae, Streptophyta, Pinopsida, Cupressales, Cupressaceae.